AUGUCGAUUCCUUGUCUCUUGAGGUCAGUGGCGAGCUGAGCUUUCUCCGCUAGCUUCGAUUCGACGUCGUUUGUUGUGCACACGACAAGAGCCACGGUCUAUACGCAAGCCCGUACAAGUACCUUUUUGAGAGCUUGCAAGGGUGAUCUUGCCAUCAUGACGGCUCUGAGUUGCCCUUAUUUGACAUUCGGGUCCACUGGCUGCUGUCUCUUGACUGCCUUGGCCGCCAUUGUGUCAUAACUCCAGCUAUUGAAACUGUCAUUAAAAGGGCUAGGAAAGAUUACCACAUAGAUUAUAUAUGCGUCACCUUCCAAUAUGGCAUCACAUGUAUAUGCCAGUGCCUUUCAGUGCUGUGUACCAGAUCCGGCAAAGCCCAAUGCUCGUCUGAGCGAACAAGAGGAAGCCUUUUCUUGCAAGAUCAACAGAGCCCUCGCAUCUGGCCCCAUCCAGGUUACCAAGGACGCUACCGUUGCGGAAUGGACUCACGAUCGUGAGGUCAAAGUCAUUCACGAAGGCACGAAUGGGUGGACGUGCUUUCCGGGCAACGAAAAUCACGUUGUGAACGUGCCAAUGGCCUGUGACGCUCAAGGCCUCCAGUGGAUCAAAGAUGCUUAUGCUGGCAAAGAAAAGCCAACAAAUACUGCACCAGGAAUUAUCUACAUGAUGUGUGGUGCAAAUCAACACAGCAGUGUCAGUGUAUCGGAUGUCACGAGCCCGGCGAUUGCAUUGGACCACACUGCAUGAUCAUUUGGCCUUUUGACUCAAAACGGUAUGGGUUGCCAAACACGGUCCGCGAUGAAGGGGCUUGGGUCAUGUUUGACGGGACGCCCUAUGCGGAUUUGCACGUUUGUGGAAAUCCAUGGGCGGGCAAGGAAUAUGAUUCCGAGACAAAUAAGGCGAACUGGGACUUGAGAUAUCUUACGAGAUAGUGGUGAAUUAACAAGCCUGAUUUUGGUCCCAAAGCCGCAUUGUGUGUUCAAGGAAGGGGUUGAACCAGACGAAUUGAUUCAAACAAGGACGGUCGAGGAGCAGUAAGCAUUCCUCACCGGGUCCUUGAAAACUUGCCAUAAUUUGGAGAUUGCUACUAGAGACUCCAAAAGAAUAUUAUUAGCCAUCCUUUUUUA
Molecule: messenger RNA, 1124 nt
Organism: Trichoderma harzianum CBS 226.95
Lineage: Eukaryota; Fungi; Ascomycota; Sordariomycetes; Hypocreales; Hypocreaceae
Exons: 2
Coding region: 316-744 (142 amino acids)
Source: RefSeq, a predicted model, not a curated record